Puntigrus tetrazona (Sumatra barb) is the source of this 402-nucleotide messenger RNA. It is a transcript of the gene insb, whose product is annotated as preproinsulin b. Bases 1 to 402 code for a protein of 133 amino acids. Gene Ontology annotation, molecular function: hormone activity. Gene Ontology annotation, cellular component: extracellular region. The transcript has a single exon. NCBI's taxonomy places the organism in Eukaryota, Metazoa, Chordata, Actinopteri, Cypriniformes, Cyprinidae. The record is from RefSeq and is a predicted model, not a curated record.
AUGGUCCUGUUGCUCCAGGCAGCAGCAAUAACCCUGCUGCUGGCCUCCCUGCCUGGAUCACUCUCUACUCCGUCUCAGCAUCUGUGCGGCUCCAACCUGGUGGACGCGCUUUACCUUGUGUGCGGGCCUAGGGGCUUCUUCUACUCCAGCAGAAGCAGGAGGGAUCUGGAGACUUUGCUGGGUGAGGGCUUUCUGCGAACGUGCAUCUGCGUGGUUGUUAAGUGGUGGAACAUUUCGAAUGUUAAGCGUUGGCUUCCUCUUCCAGCUUUGCUCUCCGAUCACGAGGUAGCCGAGGCCGAUCCAAUAAAACAGAAGGUGAUGAUGAAGAUGAAGAGAGGGAUUGUGGAGCGGUGCUGCCACAGGCCCUGCACCAUCUACCACCUGGAGGACUACUGCAGCUGA